AUGCCUGGAGGACGAGGGGCGAAGAAGAGUGGACGCGGUGACGGAGGACGUACUGAGGCGUCACGUCAGUCGCGUCGUGUUCAAGGUAUGGAGCCUGAGGAGCACAAGGACCUGGAAACAGUCGUCCGCGACGCUCGGAAGGCGAAGAAGGCUGCUCGCGAGAGCGAGGCAGUGCAAGGUGGGGACGUCGAGGCGUCUGCAGUCCAAGGUUCGACGGAGGUGAAUUCUGGGUCGCGGAUUCCUGAAGUCCCAGAGGAGCACACCCGCGAGGGUGGUGUUCAGGCGUCUGAGGGAGGCGCCAAUGCGGUUGAGCCCCCGGAGGUGGUUGACUUGGUCUCAUCUUCGGACGAGUCUGUUGUGGAAGUGAAGUCGGAGCCCGUGCGAGCGAAGGAGGAGGCGAAGACUCAGAGUUCCAAGGUGAAUUCUGGGUGCGCACCACCUGAACCCAGAGUUUCAGCGCCAAGUUCGCAAGCGACACCCAGGAAGACGCCUGAAAGCGACAUCCGGGAAGCUGCUGCGCCUGCUCCGGAAUCGGGAGCAGCGGCGUUGGACGCCAGGAGCAUGGUGCUGUACGUUCGACGUGAAGUUCGACGCUGGGAAGUGGUGAAUCCUGGGAAGGUGACGCCGCCAAGUGUCGUUUAUGAGUGGCCGACUCCGAAACCGGAUGCCAACUCGUACUUCGCGGCCGCGUACGCAACGGGAGACUACCUCAUGUCUCUGGAGGAUCAAGAUGAAGCCUGGAUCUCUGAGUUUCACCUCGCCCGGUGGGGCGUCGGAACUGCUCAGGAUCUCAUGGCGACUACGAUUCCCCAGAGUAUCAUGACCACCCGCGAGUGCGUCGCCAUUCUGCAGACUCUGUUCUUCGAAGCCGGAUUUGAGUUUGUCAAUUUGAUCCCUGGCUGGUCUUCGACGCGUGCUCCCAGGAUUCCAGAAAGUCUGGUGCGCUCUGUCAUGGAGGAAACCCAGAAUUUCAUCGCCGUGGAACUGGUCGAGUGGAGAUUGGUGAUAGCUGGUGUGUCUUUCAAGGUAAACUCUGAAGAUCACGCCGCACCAAGCGCCCAAGAGCAAGCACCAAGGCUGGACUACCACAAGGAAGAUGGAGACGGUGAUCUAUUGAUGACAGACUACGAUGUGGAUCUACUGGGCCGACAGUUUGACCUGAGAUUCAGAGUCACUGGACUCAGGAUUUCACGGAGCCCACGAGGGUCGAGUGGUGGUGAGCCACGAUCCAAGCGUACUCAGCAUGGACCGCCUCGGCCACAAGUCCCGUCAACGCCAUCCGCGCUGUCUACACCGUCGCUGUCCUCUCUUCCAGCGUACAAGUCUUCGACUGGUGCCUCGCUUCAGAAUUCCACUCCCCUGAAUUCCGUGUCCAAUGGACGUGAUUCUCUGGAGGCGGAAGCCAAGGCCACUACCCCAGGCGCGGUGCCAAGUGUCAUCGGUACCUCGCGCGCUUCGGAUGAGAGUACUGCCUCGGGCGUUCAAACGUCUUAUGGUAGCUCUUCGUCUUCGUCGAUGAUGUCGCUUGGACAACGAGUUGGAGCUCUAGCGCUUGUGGCUCAGAAUGCCGGUGGCUUUGCAGCUGCCGGUGAUCUUGGAUUUCAGGUUACCCGGACAGUCAUCCCAUCGCGUAUUGUGUCAGUCGACCAAGAUGACGUUGAGAUGGCAUCGUCGGUGCACUCUGACGCAGAGAUCGCACCCAGGAAGGCCGGUCUCCCCAGGAUUUCAGCCACGACUUCCGAGCCGAAACUCAGGGUUUCUGCCCCGAUUACUGGAUUUGGUGGUCCAAGGGAUGUCAGCGCCGAUGAGCGGAGUCAACACCAGAGCUCUAAGAGCGAGGUGCGCUCUCGACGCUCAACGAAAUCCAGAAAAUCAUCUGCGUCGAGCCGCUCGAGUGGAUCCAGGAAUCUUGGGUCAGUUUCGUCCGUGUCCGCGAGGUCUGGGCCCGCCCAAAUCGAGCUGAACGUCUUGCGACAACAGCAGGAGUGGCAGGCCCGCAUGGAACAUGAGCAACGCGAGUUUCUCGCCAGAGAACGCCUGGAUGCCUUGGAGCGCGAGCGCCUCAGGGAACAACGUGACCUGGACGCGCGUCGCCAGAUCCAGGAACUUACGGAUCGCUAG
This is a messenger RNA of Phytophthora sojae, 2121 nucleotides long. RefSeq lists its product as hypothetical. The transcript is spliced from 2 exons. Lineage: Eukaryota; Oomycota; Peronosporomycetes; Peronosporales; Peronosporaceae. The coding region runs from base 1 to 2121 and encodes 706 amino acids. The record is from RefSeq and is a predicted model, not a curated record.